Messenger RNA from Aureobasidium musti, 528 nucleotides. Lineage: Eukaryota; Fungi; Ascomycota; Dothideomycetes; Dothideales; Saccotheciaceae. The record is from the annotation of a GenBank genome assembly.
AUGUCUGCACGCCGCUUCUCUGGUCCUCCGGCUGCCACUGUGGCUAUCAAGUUGGAUGCUGCCCGCCCUCGCGCCAACUCUGAGCCUGUAGCCAAGUAUGGUGCCAUUGGCUUUUCUCCUGAAGAGAGAGACAUUGCUCGUGCCCUUCACCUCCAGACCAACACCUUCUCCAACCGCGGUCUGGCCGAGAAGUCGUGGUUGCUUCCUCUCGUGGAGUCUCCAUUCAUCCCUUCUCCCAUUCCCGAAGAGCCAGAGCAUCUUUGCGAGAAGGUCCAAGACCUCAUCGUCACCGACAAGGGUGAAUUGGAGUGGCUCGCUUGCGCCCAGGAGCUCCCCUCCUCAGCUGGGCAACCAAUUUGCCAGACGUUUUUGGGACUUCUUCUCUCUCUACAGACUGAUUUUCGCCUUCACCAUCCUUGCCAACCUCGCUGGCAUCACCUUGGCUACCCCUUUCAGCAGCAUUACCAGCUCAGACGCCGCCACGGGCGCUGCUGUCAACCUCUGCAUUGCCGUCCUUGUGCGCAAUGA